Castor canadensis (American beaver) is the source of this 1849-nucleotide messenger RNA. It is a transcript of the gene Aamp, whose product is annotated as angio associated migratory cell protein. NCBI's taxonomy places the organism in Eukaryota, Metazoa, Chordata, Mammalia, Rodentia, Castoridae. Gene Ontology annotation, cellular component: cytosol. The record is from RefSeq and is a predicted model, not a curated record. Gene Ontology annotation, molecular function: protein binding.
GGGAGUCGCCUACGCCUACUUCCUCCCGGGAGGAGGGGCUCGAGUUCCGCGUCGUCGCGCAGAGCUGACUCUGGGAGGCGUUUGGGCCCAGAGAAGUGGAUCGGCCGCUUGCGCCGCAUGGAGUCCGAAUCGGAAAGCGGGGCCGCCGCUGACACCCCCCCGCUGGAGACCCUAAGCUUCCAUGGUGAUGAAGAGAUUAUCGAAGUGGUAGAGCUGGAUCCUGGCCCGCCGGACCCGGCAGAUGAUCUGGCCCAGGAGAUGGAAGAUGUGGACUUUGAAGAAGAGGAAGAAGAGGAAGAGGGCAAUGAGGAGGGCUGGGUCCUGGAACCCCAGGAAGGGGUGGUUGGCAGCAUGGAGGGCCCUGAUGAUAGCGAGGUCACCUUUGCAUUGCACUCAGCAUCUGUGUUUUGUGUGAGCCUGGAUCCUAAGACCAACACCUUGGCAGUGACAGGGGGUGAAGAUGACAAAGCCUUUGUGUGGCGGCUGAGCGAUGGGGAGCUGCUCUUUGAGUGUGCAGGCCAUAAAGACUCUGUGACUUGUGCUGGUUUCAGUCAUGACUCCACCCUAGUGGCCACAGGGGACAUGAGUGGUCUCUUGAAAGUAUGGCAGGUGGACACCAAGGAGGAGGUCUGGUCCUUUGAAGCAGGAGACCUGGAGUGGAUGGAGUGGCACCCCCGGGCACCUGUCCUGCUGGCAGGCACGGCUGAUGGCAACACCUGGAUGUGGAAGGUCCCAAAUGGUGACUGCAAGACUUUCCAGGGCCCCAACUGUCCAGCUACCUGUGGCCGUGUUCUCCCUGAUGGGAAGAGAGCUGUGGUAGGCUAUGAAGAUGGUACCAUCAGGAUUUGGGACCUGAAGCAGGGAAACCCCAUCCAUGUGUUGAAAGGGACUGAGGGUCACCAGGGCCCUCUGACCUGUGUUGCCACCAAUCAGGAUGGCAGCCUGAUCCUAACUGGUUCUGUGGAUUGCCAGGCCAAGCUGGUCAGUGCCACUACUGGCAAGGUGGUGGGUGUGUUCAGACCUGAGACUGUGGCCUCCCAGCCCAACCUGGGAGAAGGGGAGGAGAGUGAGUCCAACUCGGUGGAGUCCUUGGGCUUCUGCAGUGUGAUGCCUCUGGCUGCUGUUGGCUACCUGGAUGGAACCCUGGCCAUCUAUGACCUGUCCACGCAGACGCUCAGGCACCAGUGUCAGCACCAGUCAGGCAUUGUGCAGCUGCUGUGGGAAGCCGGCACUGCUGUGGUUUACACCUGCAGCCUGGAUGGCAUUGUGCGCCUCUGGGAUGCCCGGACUGGCCGCCUGCUCACUGACUACCGAGGCCACACGGCCGAGAUCCUGGACUUUGCCCUCAGCAAAGAUGCUUCCCUGGUGGUGACCACAUCAGGAGACCACAGAGCGAAAGUGUUUUGUGUCCAGAGACCUGACCGUUAAUGGCUGCAGCCUCUGGCUGGGUGUCUGGUGUUGAGGGGGAUGAAUGGAGGACUCCUCUCCCCCCCACCAGCAGAGGCACAGGGUACAGAGGAGAGAGGGGAGGGGGCUUGGACGACUUUCCAACCCCUUUGAUUGACUUGCCCCCAUCUCUGUCCUUUCUUCUCUUGAGACCUGCCCUCAUCCUGGGGCCUCCUUCCCUUCCUCCCUCCCCAUCGCCCAGCUGUCAGGGCCCUUCAGAGGGAGGGCAGACCUCUUUUCUUUCACUUUCCUUUGCUGGUGUGAGCCAUGGGGUGCGUAUUUGUAUGUGGGGAGUAGGUCUUUGAGGUUCCCAUUCUUUCCCUUCCCAAGUCUCUGGGGGUGGAAAGGAGGAAGAGAUACUAGUUACAGAUUUUAAAAAUGUAAAUAAAAUAUACUUCCCAGA